Molecule: messenger RNA, 4206 nt
Organism: Poecilia latipinna (sailfin molly)
Lineage: Eukaryota; Metazoa; Chordata; Actinopteri; Cyprinodontiformes; Poeciliidae
Gene: foxj1a
Product: forkhead box J1a
Exons: 3
Coding region: 2579-3838 (419 amino acids)
Biological process (GO): regulation of transcription by RNA polymerase II
Cellular component (GO): nucleus
Molecular function (GO): RNA polymerase II cis-regulatory region sequence-specific DNA binding; DNA-binding transcription factor activity, RNA polymerase II-specific
Source: RefSeq, a predicted model, not a curated record
CAUAUCAUCAUCAACAUUAGCAGGAAGCUAGCAUAGCAUCACCAACAUUAGCAGGAAGCUAGCAUAUCAUCACUAACGUUAGCAGGAAGCUAGCAUACCAUCAUUAACGUUAGCAGGAAGCCAGCAUAUCAUCAUCAACAUUAGCAGGAAGCUAGCAUAGCAUCACCAACAUUAGCAGGAAGCUAGCAUAUCAUCACUAACGUUAGCAGGAAGCUAGCAUACCAUCAUUAACGUUAGCAGGAAGCCAGCAUAUCAUCAUCAACGUUAGCAGGAAGCUAGCAUAGCAUCACCAACAUUAGCAGGAAGCUAGCAUAUCUGCACCAAUGUUAGCAGGAAGCUAGCAUAUAUCACUAAUGUUAGCAGGAAGCUAGCAUAGCAUCACCAACAUUAGCAGGAAGCUAGCAUAUCAGCACCAACGUUAGCAGGAAGCUAGCAUGCCAUCACCAGCAUUGCAGUUCACCUAUUUUCCCUUAUGUGCUCCACCCAGGAGUCGACCCGACCAGAACUCCUCAGUGUUAUUACCUUGAGAAAUAAUUAGAUUUUGUUAAGCGUAAAACAGGCUUUUAAAGGAUCAGCUGUUACAGGUCAUGCAUGUGGAAUAGAUACAGAGUGACAUUCACCGUCCAGCGCUGGGUUCCACUCUGCUCACUUUAGAGGUGACACCAAGUGAAGCAAAGAUUGUUGCGCAGGUUCUGCUUUUAUCUCGUCAUUCUGCUCCCUCUCUAAGGUGUUGGCCUGUUUAAUCGGGUUUUGUUGAUGUGUGACUGACGCCAGUCUUAAAUGUUAUAGUUAUGUAAGUAGCAGCUGUGUAUGUGAGCAGAUAAAACUGAGAGGAAACACAGAAUAAUUUUAUCCAUAACACCAUCAUACACAAGAAGCUAGCAUACCAUCCCCAAAACAAACAGGAAGCUAGCACACUGCCACCGUUUGACCUGGACCAGAACGAUGGUGGUGGCGCUGGUAGGAGUUUGUCCUGCAAUUUGAUUCUCGCUCUGUCCUCCUGUUGUGUCCUUGGGCAACAAACUUCACCCACAUCGCCUGCUGGUGGUCAGGGGGUGAACUGCGUGAAGCUGCUGCUGCUGCUAACAGCUGUUCUGGAAAUAUUUCUUCUUUCCAAUAAGUUUUCCAAUAAAUCUGCUGAGUUUCUGAUGAUUAUUUGAAAAACUACAUUUAUUGUCCCUCUUGAAACUCACCUGGAAAGUUUGGACUGUGGUCUGCUAUUGGUCCGUUCUCCAAAAGUGGAACGCUGUCAAACAGAGCAUAGGAAAGAAUAACAACCCAAUUAAUUUUCAGUGAAUUCAGAAACUGUGCAUGGAGAGGCAGUUGGUACUAUUGAUCCUCCCAACAUCAAGCUCCAGGGGUCAAGGUUCAAGUCCUGCCAAUGGACCAUCAGUCUGGAGUUAAAAGGUUCUGGCUGCUGCCAUCUCUGGAUGGAUUUCAGUAAAGAUGGCCGCUGUAGCUCUCUGUUUACAGCAGUAAAGAUGGCCGCCGUCUCUGUAUGAAUUGUAAAGUUGCAGAGAACGACAGCACGGUCAGCACAUGAAGGAAACAAACAAACAAAUAAGCAGGAAGCUCAGCUAACAGUGACCGUUAGUGGACCGUUGGCUGCAGCUUCUGACCCGGUCAUGUUUGGAGUUGGACCAGGAGUGGCGGGUUGGGAUGUGAUGCGUUCACUGACUCAGACUGCUUUCGGUUCAUUAUCAUCAUUUUCAGCCAUUGUUUAUUUUUACCAUCUGCCUUCGUCUUCUUCUGCUGCUGCUGAAUUUGCCGCAUGUCUCAUGUUGAUGAUGUAACAGUCGUCUAAAAUGCGACUCGGCCGUUCUGCCUGCAGACGCUUUGAAAACUAUCGGGUUUAGUUCCACAUCUGGAAGAGGAACAGAUCGGGUUUAUUGUGAGAACAGAUGGGAUCUGAUUGCAUUGUGCUUUGGCAGCUGGCGGUUCUCGUCACUCCAAAGCUCUCCAGGUUUCAAACAUGCAGAUGAUCUGCAGCUUCUCGCCGCCUGGCUGUCAUGCUGCCUCUAAGCAGCCAAUCAGAGCCCAGCUGCUGAGCCAUGCUGCCAUGUUGAGCUUUUCCAGCUGAGAAAUUAGUUCAAAGCUUUGAAAACUGACAGAAAGGCAGAUGAUGAAUUAUUAAUACGUUAUGUCUGAGUUUCUGGUCCAGUCAGACUCUAGUCUGUGUUCCCAGCUCCAGCUGGGCCCCCUGGAGAGGCCUCGGGCCUCAGGUUGGGAACCUCCCCGGUCAGCUGCAGAGUGGUUAGAAAGGCAGCACCAUGGAAACCGGCCGGCCAAUGGGUGAGUGGGAAGCUGUUUACUGGGGGGUGUCCCGUUACCAUGGUUCCGGGACAAACCUCCGUCAGCAGGUAUUAAACUGGCGCCCGGCGGAGCCCCGAGCGGCGGACACACACGCACAGAGGAGCGCAGACUGAAGCGGGAUUGGCGCAGACUGAAGGUGUCCGGGUUUAAAGUUCACCAAACUGUUUUCUUUGGGAUCUAAAGGUUUCUCUUCAAGCGGCCAGGUUGCCUCGAGGAUCGAGUCGGGUAGCAGAACCGAGCCCUGUGUGGAGCAGGACGGGGAGCCAUGCUGUCUCUGAGCCCGGUGGGCCCCGAGGAGCAGCGGAGCUGCGGGGGUUGCUGCGGGGCCCCCUGUAGCUGCGGCCUGGAUGACAGCCUGACCAACCUGCAGUGGCUGCAGGAGUUCUCCAUCCUGGGGGCUCCGGGACCGCAGCAGGGCCAGCAGCAGCUGGGCUCCGGCGGCCCGGCCUCGCCCCUGGCCGGGGACCCGGCCUCCUGCAGCGGGUCACCGCUGACUCCCGGGAAGCCCACCGCGGCGGCCUUCAGCCGGAUGCGGGCCCCGCCGGGUCUCGCGGCGCGCGGCCACUGCCCGGCCGAGGUGGAUUACCGCAGCAACCCGGACAUCAAGCCGCCGUUCUCCUACGCCACGCUGAUCUGCAUGGCGAUGCAGGCCAGCCAGCGCAGCAAGCUCACCCUGGCCUCCAUCUACCAGUGGAUCACCGACAACUUCUGCUACUACCGGCACGCGGACCCCACCUGGCAGAACUCCAUCCGCCACAACCUGUCGCUCAACAAGUGCUUCAUCAAAGUCCCCCGCCGCAAAGACGAGCCGGGUAAGGGCGGCUUCUGGCGCAUCGACCCACCCUACGCCGAGCGCCUGCUCAGCGGCACCCACCGGACCCGACGCACGCCGCCGUUCCGGAUCCACCUGCUACCACCGACCGAGGAGCGCCGGGACCCCCGCCUGUCUGAGCGCGGCCCGCCGGGCCCCCGGCCCCUGGCCCCCGGCCGCCGCGGCACCAAGAGGAAGCCAGUGCUGGCAUCCCAGAGCGGUGCCUCCGAGGCUACCCGGCACUGCAGCUCCCCGCUGCUCUGCGUGGACGAGCAGAGGGAGGCCGGGCCCCUGAAGGGCCCCUUUGACUGGGACAGCCUGUUGGACUCGGCCCUCCGGGGGGAGCUGAGUUUGGAUGGGGGCGACUCUCUGAGCCCCAUCAUGGCCGCUGCCGACCCUCCUACACCCAAGAGUGGCAACGACUUGGACGAGGAGACCUUCCUAGCAACCGCUUUCCUGGAGACACCCUGGCCGGAGGACGAGGACCGCGGCGACUUCCUGAGCGGCUCCACCGUCAACCUGGACCAACUGUUUGACCUGGGAGAGCCGCUAGCCCUGGAUGCUAGCAGCCGGAUGGAGCCUCUAGCCCUGGAUGCUAGCAGCCGGAUGGAGCCGCUAGCAAUGGAUGCUAGCAGCCGGAUGGAGCCUCUUGCAAUGGAUGCUAGCAGCCGGAUGGAGCCUCUUGCACUGGAUGCUAGCAACUGUCUCAUCUGAAGAAAGGGUCAGUGACUAAAAUGGCUCGGAAGCUUCAGGGAAGCGCCUCUUCCCGUCCUGUAGACUCUUGUCCAUGCCUGGUUCCUGGAAACGCCUCUAGAGGAAGCAGGAGACAGAUGAAACAGAGUCCAAUGAUAAAAAACUAAAUGAACAAUAUUUCUAUAGUAAAUCUGUAGUUUAUAGUGUUGUAGUGAAAUUUGUUCCGACAUGUUUUGUUAUCAGUUUGUUAUGAAUGGGUUCAUGUUCAUAGUUCAAUAUUUGAAAAUUCUGAUCUAUGUUUCAGGUACCAACAUGAACUAGUUCUCAUUCAGUGGCUCAUAAACUGUAUUUUAAUACAAAUUUAUAAAUAAAGUCCAUUUAAAUAAAAA